CCUGUCCCCCGUCUCUAUAUUCAAAUCUAAAAAACCUCAAAAAGAAUCACCAUUCAUUUUCCCGUUUACCUCCUCCACUCUCUUCUUCUUUCAUAUAUCUUAUUUUUCUGUCUAUCAAGAUAGAAGAAGAAAUACGUACCCGCAAUGGGGAUCGCAACGGAGAAUCAGCCACAACAACAACACAAGAAUUUUCAACUUCUGCAGGCAUCGUCGGAGGCGGCAUCAUCAGAGGCUGAUAAAAAGAGGUGGACACUUAAUGAUUUUGACAUUGGGAAGCCUCUUGGAAGAGGAAAAUUCGGUCAUGUAUAUCUAGCUAGGGAAAAAAGGAGCAAUCAUAUUGUUGCAUUAAAAGUGCUGUUCAAGACCCAGCUAAAACAGUCCCAGGUUGAACAUCAGCUUCGUCGUGAAGUUGAAAUACAGAGCCACCUUCGCCAUCCAAAUAUUCUGAGGCUUUACGGUUACUUUUAUGACCAGAAACGUGUGUAUUUGAUCCUGGAAUAUGCUGCCAAGGGUGAACUCUAUAAGGAGCUGCAGAAAUGCAAAUAUUUUAGUGAACGACGUGCUGCAACUUAUGUUGCAUCAUUGGCCCGAGCCCUCAUAUACUGUCAUGGAAAGCACGUAAUACACAGAGACAUUAAGCCGGAGAAUCUUUUGGUUGGUGCACAGGGUGAACUCAAAAUUGCAGACUUUGGAUGGUCAGUGCAUACCUUUAAUCGAAGGCGGACUAUGUGCGGCACUCUAGACUAUUUGCCACCUGAGAUGGUGGAAAGUGUGGAGCAUGAUGCUAGUGUGGACAUUUGGAGCCUUGGUGUCCUGUGCUUUGAGUUUCUGUACGGGAUGCCUCCAUUUGAAGCAAAGGAACACUCUGACACAUAUAGGAGGAUUGUGCAAGUGGAUCUCAAAUUUCCUGCCAAACCAGUUGUUUCAUCAGCUGCCAAGGACCUCAUUAGUCAGAUGCUUGUAAAGGAUUCGUCCCAGCGUCUGCCCUUGAAAAAAGUACUCGAGCAUCCUUGGAUUGUGCAGAAUGCUGAUCCUUCGGGCGUUUAUAAAGGCUGAUGAGUAGUAACAUCAUCAAUGAAUCACAAUCUUUGUGGCAGUCUAUUGUUUUUCAUUUUUCAGCUGGGAUUCCAAAACUUUGUGAUGUAAAAUAGUUAAACACCUUGCAUUGCCUGAAAACGAAAGGAGGUUUCUUUAUAAAGGAAAGGAUAUGUAGUCAUUUUUCUUUUUAAUGUUGUACUUAGUAACUGCACUACUAUUGGAUAUUUCUUUCAAUCUUGAAGUGUAAACACUAUUGGAUAUUUUUUUCAA
This is a messenger RNA of Capsicum annuum, 1308 nucleotides long. RefSeq names its product serine/threonine-protein kinase Aurora-2. Gene Ontology annotation, cellular component: chromosome passenger complex; spindle midzone; spindle pole centrosome. Gene Ontology annotation, molecular function: ATP binding; protein kinase activity. Bases 145 to 1056 code for a protein of 303 amino acids. The record is from RefSeq and is a predicted model, not a curated record. NCBI's taxonomy places the organism in Eukaryota, Viridiplantae, Streptophyta, Magnoliopsida, Solanales, Solanaceae. Gene Ontology annotation, biological process: mitotic spindle organization; protein phosphorylation; regulation of cytokinesis. The transcript has 9 exons.